CUAGCUGGGAGGCAUGAAGAGAGGGGGGUAAGAAGAGAGAGAGGGGGAGUGGACGAGAGAUGAGGCACACAUCUGUUCAGAAAGAGUGAGAGUGAGCACGAGAGAGAGAGAGUGAGCGAAGGAGUAAAGGACAGAGUGAGCAAGCAGAAGCGAAAAAAGAGACCAGCCUUGGGUCAAGCUGUGCUGCUGCUAAUCCAGUGAAGAUGAAAGCUGUGAAAUCAUCUCAGGCGGACGGAGGCCUGUUUUAUGGACAUGGUGGCCCUCCUCAGUAGAUCAUUCCUGAUGGAUGUUAUGGAAGUUUUCAGGAUGAAGGAGAUGUUGUGGACUGUGAUGGUGGUACUUGGCCUGUGUGGACAGAGGAGGGUGUGGUCUGCACCCUUAGAUCCUUCCACCAGCUUAACGAUUUCCUCAGCCCCUCCUUCUGCAACUCCCACGGAGGACGAGAGCAUCAGACUGGUGGACUGGCUCACAAAGUAUGGUUACCUGCCCCCACCAGACCCCUCCACUGGUCAACUUCAGGCCUGGUCAGCGGUAACGCAGGCAGUGAAGGCCAUGCAGAUGUUCGCUGGUUUGAACGAUUCAGGAACUUUAGAUGAGGAGACAUUGAGGUUGAUGCAGACUCCACGCUGUUCGCUGCCGGAUGAUGUCGGUGGUCAGAUGGCUCCUCUCUCAGCUCCACACUCUAAAACUCGUGGUCAGAGAAUGAGGAGAGCCGUGUCCAGCUGGAAACGCCGGAACAUCAACUGGAGGUUGCGCUCCUACCCCACCUCCUCCACGCUGUCCCGCGAGAUGAUUCGCUCUCUGGUGUUCUACGCACUCAGGGUGUGGGCGGAGCCAACACCUCUUGAGUUUCAUGAGGUCGGAGGCCCAGAGGGGGCAGAUCUACAGAUUGAUUUCUUACAUGGUUCUCAUGGUGAUGGAUAUCCAUUUGAUGGGGUGGGUGGGGCUGUUGGCCACGCCUUCUUCCCCUCUGACCCUGACAGGGCAGGUGGAGUUCAUCUGGAUGCAGAGGAGGAGUGGGCAUUCAGACAGCCAGCUUCUGAAGGCACGGAUCUGUUCACAGUGCUGGUCCACGAACUUGGUCAUGCCCUCGGACUCUCUCACUCCUCCGCACGGCGCUCUGUGAUGCGACCGUAUUACCAGGGGCCUCUAGCCGACCCUCUCCACUUCAGCCUGGGGUCUCCAGACCGAGAGCACAUCACCACUCUUUAUGGGAAAAGGAGUGAGCAUCUUCAGACAGACAGUCCUCCUCUACAGACAGAUGAUCUGAAACAUCAUCACGAAAGCACUCAGAGAAUCACACACAUGCACAGACACACACACCGCUACAUGGACAGCCUUUCAUUGGAUCGUUGUAAUACCAGCUUUGAUGCGGUUGCUAAAAUUCGAGGGGAGACUUUUUUCUUCAAAGGUGGGAGUAUGUGGAGGGUGAACAGAGGAGGUUUGGUUUCAGGCAGAGCUGUACCUGUCCACAGACUUUGGGGGGCUCUCCCCCUCUCCAUGCCCCCUCUACAAGCUGUUCUGGAAAGGCAAGAAGACCAUGCCAUCAUCUUCAUUAGUGGCUCUCAGUUCUGGCUGUUUAAGGACCUGUCUCUCCAGGAUGGUUUUCCUCAGCCUCUGUCCGUUCUGGCUCCUGAGGGAUCUGACGGGGUUUGGCAGGGCCUGCACUGGGACCCUGUGGCAGGAGUGGUGUGGGGGUCUCAGAGGGAAGCACUGGAGGAGGAAAGUGAGGCCUGGACUGAGCUCAUCAAAGGAGGAGUAAAUGGAAUUAUCACAGAGAAGAAUGGUUCAAUCUACCUCUUCAAGGACUUCUCCUAUUGGAAGUUUUCCCACCCAGGCUCCGCCCCCGAGGAGGGAUACCCCAGGCCACUGGCCACAGAUUGGCUAGACUGCCCGAACCCCUCCACAUAUCACUCCAGUGACAUCUCUUUGACGUCUCUUGUUGGUCAGCAGGAGCAACACGGGAAGAAGUCACACGGGACAGUUGACCAGAUCAGGCACCAGGACAAAGAACGCCCCCUCUACUGGGACUGUCCCUGUCUCAAAGGAACAGCACACACCAACCAGGGACAUCAUGUACUGAUGAUUCUUAGUCUAGUUUUACUACAUCUAACUAUCAAAGGGUCCUUGGAGCCUUUGAACCUAUGGUCAGACCCUCUGCAUCUGUAGAUGUUUUUUACAUAAGACAAAAAUCAACAUAUUAAACUUAAUUUGUCUAUACUAUGUAUAUUUAAUUGGAACCUAAACUUCAACUUAAAAAAAAAAAAAAAAUGUUUUAUUGAAAGUAGUUGGACUGAACUUUUGCCCUGCAGCUCUGACCCUGUUUACACUUGAUCAUUUAAUCUGUUUGUGUAUUAGGAUAACAUUAGUGUUGUCAAUCAACACACAAACUUUUUUUAAGAUUGUUAGCAGUCAGCUUUUAUCCUUACCCUCGUUUAAGAAAUAAAAAAUACAAUGUA
Messenger RNA from Astyanax mexicanus (Mexican tetra), 2459 nucleotides. RefSeq names its product matrix metallopeptidase 17b (gene mmp17b). The transcript is spliced from 12 exons. Gene Ontology annotation, cellular component: extracellular matrix. The coding region runs from base 247 to 2169 and encodes 640 amino acids. Gene Ontology annotation, molecular function: metalloendopeptidase activity; zinc ion binding. The record is from RefSeq and is a predicted model, not a curated record. Gene Ontology annotation, biological process: proteolysis; collagen catabolic process; extracellular matrix organization. NCBI's taxonomy places the organism in Eukaryota, Metazoa, Chordata, Actinopteri, Characiformes, Acestrorhamphidae.